GUAAUUAGCAUGGUAUUGAUUAGCUUUCAAGGAUGGCAAACGUUCCAACGUUUCCAGAGCUGGAGUUGGCGGUUCGGGAUGCUAUAGACAGACUAGGCGGUGCAGUUGUGCCGAAGCUAAACUGGAGCUGUCCAAAGGAUGCAGCAUGGAUUAGCCCUACAGGAAGCGUAAAGUGCACAAAUCCGGCAGAGGUCUUCCUCUUGCUAAAGAGCUCUGACUCCAUUGUCCAUGAUUUAUUGCAUGCGUUUGAUGGAUGCGAAGGAUCAGCGAUGACGAGGCCCCCAGUGUUCAUGCUGGCGUUGAGAAAAUGGCAUGACCUGCGGCCAGAGAUGGAAUUUCGAUGCUUUGUUCGCCGUGGAGAGCUGAUUGCUAUCAGCCAGAGAGAGGUUACGAGUUUGUAUCCAACACUCCUUGAGAGACGAUACCAGAUGCGGGAUUUGCUGGUUGACUUCUUUGAGGAGACUGUGAGUGGUGCCUUCGAUGAUCCUGAUUACACAUUCGAUGCCUACGUUACAAGAAGCAACAAGGUUAAGGUUUUGGAUUUCAAUCCGUUUGGAGGAGCAACACUUCCACUUCUCUUUACGUGGGACGAGCUGCUGUCGAGGACCACUGCCCUUGCGCUGCCAAAUGGGCGUUCUGCCACACUUGACAGCAACAACAUAGUUAAUGGAGAUGGACAUGUGAGUAAUGAGUCCGCCAUUGCCGAUCACGGUAAUGGUGACAGUCGGUCGAGUGACCGGCUGUACCCUGAGAGCUGCAGUCGCAGCCGGAGUGAAGCGAUAGUGAACGGUAAUGGGUGCACAGAGGCAGCAGAAGAGGAGGUUCGUAACGAUGAUAGAUCGAACGGAGGCAGGCUUCCGCUUGACGAGGGCGUCGAGUUACGUGUGGUACAGAGUCAGGAAGGCGUUCAUCCAAGUUUACGAGCCGCUAGUGGAGCACCGUUUGAUCUUGUUGAUGUCAGCUCCGGAUCUGCUCUCGAGGAGUUUUUGGAAAGAGUGCAGCUGCUCGAAAGGGAUGCAGAACAGGCUGAGGGUGGAACUCGGAGACAGCAGCAGAGUUGAUACAAAAUUUGAAAUGUAAGCUAGCUAGCUAGCUAGCUUCCCGAGCGCUCGGGAAUAGUAGUUGAUGCGGAAGGGGGUUGUUUGCUUGCUUGCUAGCCUUUUCGGAAACUCGCCGAUCGGAGUUUAAGAGAGAAGGAAGCGGAUUGUGCGUGUGGGAAAUGGAUGUUUUCAAUCCAAUCAGACGGUAUGGUGAGCAAGUUCUGUGCGGAUGGAAGAUGACUGUUUUCCCUGACCGAUGUCCUAAAGGAGAUGCCUGAGCAAGCAGCCAUGUGGCAGGCAGGGAAGCAAUCAGAAGACAAAUGUUUGAUCAAAUUUCUCGCAAGGUUGUCGUGUUUGUCUGGAUGGAAGUCGGUUUUUUACUGUGUCGACUAUCUAGUUCUUAACUACUUACAUUUGCAUCGAUGAAUUCCCAUGCCAUUUUCCAAGGACAAAGUUUUAGUUGUGCGAGAGAUAAAAGGUGUGUGAUUGCCAGCUCGCCUCCCUCGUAUGAUUCCUCUCUUAGUGAUCAAUAUGCUGUCAAGGGAUCCUUAGGCCGACGGAAUGAUGCAUGUGUGAGCGGUUCGACCAACGGAAGGAUGCGUGUGUGAGCGUGUCUGUUGUGAUCUUACGACCUGCUGGUUGAAAAGGAACCGCACCGGUGCUUCCUAGAAUGGAAAAGCAGCCAGGACCGGCCAUAAGGACCUGUUUGUUGAAGGAGGGGGGGGAAUGGUGUGCAAUUACCCAGCCCGUGUGGCCGAAUAGUGUACACAAAUCUAACUGUUAAUAAACAGACAUGAAUUUG
Molecule: messenger RNA, 1842 nt
Organism: Chara braunii
Lineage: Eukaryota; Viridiplantae; Streptophyta; Charophyceae; Charales; Characeae
Source: the annotation of a GenBank genome assembly